AUGCCUGACACAUGUGAUGUGGUAAUUCAGAUAUGGAAAAAAUUUCAAGAACUAUACAAGAUAAUAACAACAGACAACACAAGCACUGAUACCUCUGGUAAUUAUUUUGAAAUGGCAAGAGAAUGGAUAAACCUUUUUACAUCAUUGAGGAGAACAUCAAUCCACAGUGGAUAUAAGAGAGCAGCAGUGACCCCUUAUAUGCAUUCACUUGUCUACCAUGUACCCAGAUUUAUGCAGUUGUAUCAAUCAGUCAAAGUCUUCACUGGCCAGGGGGUGGAAAAAAAUAAUGAUGUGGCAAGGAGUGUAAUUCUACGCAAAUCCAAUAAGAAGAACCCUGCAUCAGAUGUUCUUCAAUUAGAAUUCAGGUAG
Paramuricea clavata is the source of this 369-nucleotide messenger RNA. Lineage: Eukaryota; Metazoa; Cnidaria; Anthozoa; Malacalcyonacea; Plexauridae. The record is from the annotation of a GenBank genome assembly.